Cuculus canorus (common cuckoo) is the source of this 2504-nucleotide messenger RNA. It is a transcript of the gene TRAPPC6B, whose product is annotated as trafficking protein particle complex subunit 6B. Gene Ontology annotation, cellular component: TRAPP complex; cis-Golgi network; trans-Golgi network. Bases 16 to 783 code for a protein of 255 amino acids. NCBI's taxonomy places the organism in Eukaryota, Metazoa, Chordata, Aves, Cuculiformes, Cuculidae. The transcript is spliced from 6 exons. Gene Ontology annotation, biological process: regulation of GTPase activity; endoplasmic reticulum to Golgi vesicle-mediated transport. The record is from RefSeq and is a predicted model, not a curated record.
UCGCGGCGGGUAGCGAUGACGUCACGGACAGCGUCCCUCCUUGGCUCCGCCCCCCUGCGGCGGGAUAGCGGUGACGUCACGGGGCGCGCCGCGCCUCAGGAGUGGCCGCGCCGCCGUAGUGGAGAUGGCGGACGAGGCGCUGUUCUUGUUGCUGCACAGCGAGAUGGUGGCGGGGCUGUACCGCGCCGCCGAGCAGGGCGAGGGGGAGAACGGGCGCUGCACCACCAAGCUGGAGAGCAUGGGCUUCCGCGUCGGGCAGGGGCUGAUCGAGAGGUGAGUCCCGACCCCCGAGUUCGGGGCUGCCCCGGCCGCCGCCCGCCGGCAGCGCUGUCCGCUCGGUGCGAAGGCGCUCGCCGCCCUGGGGGCACGGAGUGCUGCGCUGCGGGUGUCCUUCUGCCGUUACACGCUCUGGCAUCCUCUCUCUUGGCGUCUCGCUUUUGCAGGACAGUUUUGGAGUUUACAAAAGAUACUGCCAGGUUCAAGGAUGAAUUAGAUAUUAUGAAGUUCAUUUGCAAAGACUUUUGGACAACGGUAUUCAAAAAACAAAUAGAUAACCUAAGGACUAAUCAUCAGGGUAUUUAUGUCCUUCAAGACAAUAAAUUUCGCCUCUUGACACAAAUGUCUGCAGGAAAGCAGUAUUUAGAACAUGCACCAAAGUAUUUAGCAUUUACCUGUGGACUAAUCAGAGGAGGCCUAUCAAAUUUGGGAAUAAAGAGUAUUGUAACAGCUGAAGUUUCAUCAAUGCCUGCAUGUAAAUUUCAGGUGAUGAUACAGAAGAUGUAGAGCACGUUUAAGGGUACCUACCUUAAACAUCUGUUGCGUUUGGACUCAGUAUCUUGGUUGAGUUUUGUAUGUCUCUUGUAAAUUGUAGCAAUGUACAGCACAAUUCCAAAAUAUAUAAGAAAUGUUAAUCAAAUAACACUGUCCUUGCAUCUUGGUAUGAAAUUUAUUCUAUACCAAGAUAUUAUUGUCGCACAUGAUAAAAACUGUGUACUCGAAAGUUUUCAACAAAAUAUUUCAAUUACCAAAACUGCAUAUAUUGAAGACCAGAGGCACAUUUUAAGAACAGUUAAAGCUAACCUGGAAAAAAGAAACUAAUGUUGUUUGUGUCACCUAAGGUGAACCAGCUGGGAGGCAGCAGUUGCUUUUGUAUUAUUCUGAGGAAGCCAUUAGCACAUGAACCAACUGCCUUCAUUAAGAGUGUUUGUUGGAGGCUUACUUCCUUUUUGGGAAUGAUACAGGGAAGUACAAAAGAGAACCUUCUCUAUGUAGUUGAACAGUAUCUCCUGCCUCUCUAAAAUUAGGAGCUGUUUUUUUUGUGCCAGAGUAAUUUUACAGCCAAGGCUGUCUGCUACUGACCGAAGAAGGAAACUUUUUAGCUUGUUAUGCAUAAACUCAAUAGUAACAUAAUUAUUUUUCAUCAGUUCUGUAGUAAGUAUGUGCAGGAAGAUGAUUAGGUCUGCAAGAAGCUAUAAAGACAUCUCCAGGACUUCUGAGGACAUUGGGGUUUGCUAGAUACUACUUGUUACAAGAUAUGCAUAGCAAUACGUAUCUUGAUCUAGGGAAGCAUCUUGUUUAGAUGCUUUAAAAGAAUUUUGCUGUAGACUUUUCUGUUGGCAGGUUCAGGCCGUAGGCUUUUGAAUAAAUCACAAUAGAAAGUUUACUGUGUUUAGAAAAUACCUUGUGAUGCGAUUCAGUUUCCGCUUUGACACAAAAUAAAAGGCUAAGUAGAAAAGCUAACAUUAAAAUAGCACCUUUGAUUGUUUCAACUACCUCCUGUGUUGGGACAAGUGUAUGUUGUGCAGUUGCGUGGUGGGCAAGAACAGUGGAAGCUGUUCUUCCCCAAAGUCUAGAGAAGGCCUGAAGUUUGUAGUGGAUCAAGCCUUUUCUCGAUAGCUGUUGCAAGCUGGCAAGCUCUACGUUAUAAAUGUGAUAACCAGGGGUUUAUUAUACCUGAGGUGAAGAUAUGACCAAAUUCUGAUCUUUUCAGGUACUAUGAAUGGUAGUUCAGGUUCGUUGUAGCUGAAUAACUUGACAGAAGCAUCUAGAGCAGACCUAAAACUAGCAUCUCGAGAAUCAAGAGCUCUGGUUAUUGUCAUUCACUUGGAUUUUCUUUUUUCCCUUGGCAGUUGACUACUACUCCAGCUGCAAAAGUGCCAGUCAUUCAAAGAUAUAUUAAAGGCUUCUCAGGAACUGGUUGUGUUUAAUUUUGAUUUUUAACAGCGAGGGACUUAGAUUCUACAGUAAGUGGAAAGCAAAUGUCAGUUAAUACUGUGUAUCAGUUAGUUGCUAUCAGCAGAAUUCAUGGUUCCUUUAACACGGAAUUUUAAUUGUUGAAGAUAAUUAGAACUAGAGGGAGUCCUGUACAUACCCAGCAGCUGCUGAUACUCCUGAUGAAGCACUCCAUGUUAUAUAUAUAUAAAUAUGUGAGCUAAUAUAUUUGUCACGAUACCCCACAGAAAAUAAAUUUGUUCAUUCUGUUUAAUAAAUGCUUCUAUUUAAAA